Messenger RNA from Musca domestica (house fly), 2354 nucleotides. Its product is annotated as zinc finger protein 436. Gene Ontology annotation, cellular component: nucleus. The record is from RefSeq and is a predicted model, not a curated record. NCBI's taxonomy places the organism in Eukaryota, Metazoa, Arthropoda, Insecta, Diptera, Muscidae. Gene Ontology annotation, molecular function: DNA-binding transcription factor activity, RNA polymerase II-specific; zinc ion binding; RNA polymerase II cis-regulatory region sequence-specific DNA binding. Gene Ontology annotation, biological process: regulation of transcription by RNA polymerase II. The transcript is spliced from 4 exons. Bases 107 to 2296 code for a protein of 729 amino acids.
UUUCUCGGUGGCGUCGGUUGGUAAUUCAUUCAUUUAUAACUUACUCAACUGCCCCCAAGAACCAAGAGCGAAUAAAUAAGUUGAAGCAGUCGUUCCAUUUGGCAGAAUGGAUGUUGACACUGGGAAGAUCUGUCGAUGUUGCCUAAGUUUGAAUUCUAAUCCUCUCCUUUCGAUAUACCAAUCAGAUGGUGCCGGCGGUUGUGUGGCAAACAUGAUAGCUUCUAUAACCAACUUAGAGCUUCGGCAGCAUGACAAAAUGCCCGAAAAGGUCUGCCUGUCCUGUGCUAGUGAGAUAAAUCGUUGCUAUGUGUUUAAGAUCAAAUGUGAAAGCUCCAAUAAAACUUUGAGACAAUUGCUGCCGGAUGUUGCUGUGGAAUGCGAUUCGCUUGAGAAGAAUUCCGUGAGGGCUAUUGGAAUACAAACGGAUGCUGUAUGUGUGAGGAGUACACUAUGCCAAACACUGGAUUUUGCAAGUACUACAAUGAAAACAAAGGAGGUUCAAACGGAAGCGGUUACUUACAAUGAAUCCAACGAAGAAGGCGCUAAUGAGGGGUUGCAACUCACACAUUGUGGAGACGAUGCCGGCUUUUGCGAAAAUAGGGAAAAAGAACGGACUGCCUUUAAAACAUUACGUUCUGAACAACAUUUCUCUUUGGUUACAAGUGAACACAGUGAAAAUGGCGAGUCAUACAUUGUGGUGGAGACUGACAGUAUUAAUAACGAUGAGUCUAGUAUGCCGGAAGAGCACAAGUAUCUUGUUCAGGAAAGUGUUGAUCCUGCCGGCGAUGAGAUUAUUGAAAACAAUGAGGAGACAUCCUCUUUUGACUUUUAUGAAGAUAUGGAGCAGAAUAUGCCAGAAUACAGUGAGACAAAAUCUUACAAUGGUGUUGGAAACGAGUGUAUCAACCAAGCGAACGAUUAUAGAGCUGAUGAUGCUAAUGAACAAUAUGCUAACGAAACAGGUGUGCAGACCGACAUUGCUUCAAAAAGAUUGCGUUCUUCUGGAAAGCGAAAGGAGCAACACAAAUGCCCCAUGUGUAUAAUGGCAUUUGUAAGUUUAAAAGUGCUAAGACGCCACAUUGCCAAGCGACACUCGAGCGUUGACAUAGACGACGCCGUCUCCAAAACAGCCUAUACCGCUGAAGUACAACAAGAAAGCGAAGAAAAUUUGUCUAAUUCGGAUGUGGUUACAGAUUCGCAACAAGAAUUAACCGAAGUAAAUGUUCCCAAACCUCGUCUUUUAUCCCGAACUAGACAUUCAAAUAAGCUCAACGAACAACAAUACUCCAGUUUCAAGUUCUAUUGUGAAUAUUGCCAAGCUGGAUUUGCCCAAAGGAAGACAUUGACAUACCACAUGAAACAGAACUGUAUGACUAGUAAUUUUAAAUGCGCCCAAUGUGAACGCAUUUUUAUAUCGAAGGAAAAAUUAGACGAGCACAAUCUGACACAUAAAAAUCAUCCAUGCUUGGAAUGCAAACACGUGUGCGAUAGUGUUGAAGAAUUGAGUGAACACAUGAUUGAGGUUCACAAUCGAAAUGCCCGAAAUCAGUGUCAUGUCUGUAAGAAAGUAUUUACGAUGAAAGCGUCUCUUAUUGACCAUUUGCGUGUGCACAGUGGUGAUAAGCCAUUUGUAUGCACCAUUUGCGGUAAGCGUUUUACACAAAAUUCCAAUUUACGCCAACACAUAAUGCGUCAUCAGAACAAAAAGGAUUUCAUGUGCGAUCUUUGUCCGAAUGCCUAUGUCACUAAGGCAGAAUUGUUUUCACAUAAGCGAACGCACACCGGAGAAACACCAUUUAAAUGCAAUUUUUGCAAUACCAGCUUUACUUCGUCCUCCUCUCUACAAAAGCAUGUUCGAAAACACACUGGGGAGCGGCCAUAUUCCUGUGACAUCUGUCCCAUGAGAUUCACCGCCCUGAACAUCCUUAAAAAUCACCAUAGAACACACACGGGUGAGCGGCCGUACAAAUGUCUAUUCUGUGAAAAAAGUUUUACGCAAAAAGGCGAUUGCUUACUACACCAACGUACUCAUGAGUUUGGCGAGAUUAAAUGCUUUUGUGGAUCAACGUUCUCGAAAAUAAAUAACCUAAGGAUACACUUGAAAGUAAAGCAUCCAAAUAUGACCGAUGAGGAAAUUAGAUCAAUAAAUGAUCUACUGAAAGUCAAGUGCAACAAGGAAGAAGAUACUGAAACACACAUAACGCUGAUGGAAGUAGGCGAUGAUGACGAGGGAGAAAUGACAUUGAAUACCUCACGCGUAGAUAAUGGCGAUGAAAUGACGGAAAUAGCUAUGUAAUUUGUGUGUUUUUAUAAUAAAAAAAAUAUAUAAAAAGCCUAUGUUUGAAAAAGAAAAA